Nerophis ophidion (straightnose pipefish) is the source of this 10391-nucleotide messenger RNA. It is a transcript of the gene ppfia3, whose product is annotated as PTPRF interacting protein alpha 3. The transcript is spliced from 30 exons. The coding region runs from base 380 to 4132 and encodes 1250 amino acids. Gene Ontology annotation, molecular function: protein binding. The record is from RefSeq and is a predicted model, not a curated record. NCBI's taxonomy places the organism in Eukaryota, Metazoa, Chordata, Actinopteri, Syngnathiformes, Syngnathidae. Gene Ontology annotation, cellular component: presynaptic active zone. Gene Ontology annotation, biological process: synapse organization.
UCCGGAAGUGUAUCGAGCACAGGCCGUCCAUCUUGAUAGUCCAGGGCACCGUCGCUCCCAUCGCGCAGGGAGGGGAUGGAGCAGCCUGCUACCCGGGCUGGAACCAGGACAACCCGCGGCCGCCGCCUCCACGACGCCCUAAUGGACUGAGGCCGGCCUCCAUGCGCCUUUUCUUCCCAUCCUCGGUCGACCAUGACUCGGGUUCGUCUCUGGUGUCAGUGAAGCCUGGGCCAGGGGGUCAGAGGUCGUCCACCCCAACCUGCACUUUUCCCUCUCUCACCCCUGCACUGCCCCUCCUCACCCCGGCCCCGCACCUUACCCCGCCUCACCCGAGGACCGGACCACACCCUAGAACACACGCACACACUCGGGCCCCAAGAUGAUGUGCGAGGUGAUGCCCACCAUCUCGGAGGACGGGCGCGGCGGCGGCGGAGGAGGCGGCUCGUCCUCGCCGGCGGGAGGCGGAGGAGGCACAGCCGGCGUGGGAGGCGUCGGGGGCUACGGCAGCAGGGACCCCCGGGGAGGCGGAAGCGACGAAGGGGGCAGCACGGGAAACCUGGAGUCCCUGAUGGUCAACAUGCUGACGGAGAGGGAGAGACUGCUGGAGAGCCUGAGGGAGACCCAGGACAGUCUGGGGACGGCGCACCUCCGCCUGCGGGAGCUGGGACACGAGAAGGAGUCGCUCCAGAGGCAGCUAUCCAUCGCGCUCCCACAGGAAUUUGCCGUGCUGACCAAAGAGCUGAACCAGUGCAGGGAGCAACUGUUGGAGCGAGAGGAGGAGAUCGCCGAGCUGAAGGCGGAGCGCAACAACACCCGACUGCUGUUGGAACACCUGGAGUGCCUGGUGUCUCGUCACGAGCGCAGCCUGAGGAUGACGGUGGUGAAGAGGCAGGCCCAGUCCCCGGCGGGGGUCUCCAGCGAGGUGGAGGUCCUGAAGGCCCUCAAGUCCCUCUUCGAGCACCACAAGGCUCUGGACGAGAAGGUCCGAGAGCGACUGCGCGUGGCGCUGGAGCGCGUAGCCACACUGGAGGAUGAGCUGCAGUCGUCCUCGCAGGAAGUUGUGUCGCUGCGAGAGCAAAUCAAACGCCGACAGCAAGGACUGGACAAGGAGGUGGUUUCCGCUGCACGUUCCGACAUCAAAGUUCCUCAUUCACUCCAUAAACGUUCUCCACAGCGCCUGCCCAACGGCCCGUCCUCCAUCUUGGAUGACGGCGAGAUUGAGCGACAGAGGGAGGGCGAGAUUGAGCGCCAGAGAUCGGAGCUGGGUCAGCUGAAGGAGAGACUGGCCCUCAUGUGCAGACAGGUGGGAGAGAUUGAGGAGCAGCUGACGUCCGCCAGGAGGGAGCUGGCCCGGUCGGAGGAGGCCAACCAGAAGCUCCAACGGGAUGUGAAGGAGGCGCUGUGUCAAAGAGAGGACAUGGAGGAAAGGAUCACCACACUGGAGCGCAGGUACCUGAGCGCCCAGCGGGAGGCGACGUCUCUCCACGACAUCAAAGACAAGCUGGAGAACGAGCUGGCCAGCAAGGAGUCUCUCUACAGACAGAGCGAGGAGAAGAACCGUCAGCUGCAGGAGCGCCUGGAUGACGCCAAGCAGAAGUUGCAGCAGACCUUGCAGAGAGCAGAGACGCUCCCAGAGGUGGAAGCUCAGCUGGCUCAGAGGGUGGCGGCCCUCAACAAGGCCGAGGAGCGUCACGGAAACUUUGAGGAGCGCCUGCGACAGAUGGAGGCGCAACUGGAGGAGAAGAACCAGGAGCUGCAGCGGGCGAGGCAGCGUGAGAGGAUGAAUGACGAGCACAACAAGCGUCUCUCAGACACAGUGGACAAGCUGCUGUCCGAGUCCAACGAGAGGCUGCAGCUGCACCUCAAGGAGAGGAUGGCCGCCCUGGAGGAGAAGAACGCCCUUUCUGAGGAGCUGUCCAACAUGAAGAAACUUCAGGAUGAUCUCCUGGUAAACAAGGACCAGCUGAUAGCGGAGCUGGAACGUCUUCAGCUGGAGUUGGACCAACUGAGGGCGAGGCCCGGCGGCUCUUAUUCCAGUCGAUCCCUGCCUGGCAGCGCUUUGGAGCUGCGGUAUUCCCACGGGGGCGGGUCUCUCCCGAUGGGCUCCACCACUCACCUGGAUGCCUUCGGUAACUCCUCACUUGGGGGCGGAGUCAGGCGGAGUCACCGCGCCCGUUGGAGCUCGGUGCGCGAGGACACCACCAAGUAUACCGACUGGGAGACAGGGGCUCUGCUGGGGGCGGGCUACGAUCACGGCGUGGACGUGUGCUGCUCCGACGAUGAGGACGACGGAGACCAUCGCUUCGGUUCCGAGCUGCUGUCCCCCAGCGGACAGACGGACGUGCAGACGCUGGCCAUCAUGCUGCAGGAACAGCUGGAGGCCAUCAACAAGGAGAUCAAACUCAUCCAGGAGGAGAAGGAGAACACGGAGCUGCGAGCCGAGGAGAUCGAGAGCCGAGUCAGCAGCGUGGCUCUGGAUAGUCCGCCCAUGCCGCCGUCCACGCUUGGGAGGGACGGCACGGGGCGGGGCUUCAUUCCUUCCUCCAUCACCUCUUCCACGCUGGCGUCUCCCUCGCCGCCCAGCUCUGGACACUCCACCCCUCGCCUUCCGCACUCACCUGCCCGCGAGAACGACAGACAGAACAACAAAGACGACGAGCGCUCCCUCGCCCUCCUGGACUCCACGCCUCCUCCCACGCCACGCGCGCUGCGGCUGGACAGGAUGACACUCACCCACCCUGGGGCGAUGCUGGAAGACUUCCGCAGUCUGUCAGCAGAUGGCAGCAGCACCAACAGCAGCCAGGAUUCUCUGCACAAGUCCAGCAAGAAGAAGAGCAUCAAGUCUUCCAUCGGACGACUUUUUUGGAAGAAGGAGAAGGGCAGGAUGGGUCAGCCUGGACGGGAGGGCUCGUCGUCUCUCGCAUCGACUCCUUCAGAAGACAUGGCCCCUGGAGACCCAAUGGGUUUGAACAAGACCGGUACUUUGGGUCCAGCUGACAAAGAUCGUCGCAGCAAAAAGAAGCACGAGCUCUUAGAAGAAGCGUGUCGCCAAGGUCUGCCCUUCGCAUCCUGGGAUGGACCCACUGUGGUGUCCUGGCUGGAGCUGUGGGUGGGAAUGCCGGCCUGGUACGUGGCGGCCUGCCGAGCCAACGUGAAGAGUGGUGCCAUCAUGGCCAACCUGUCCGACACGGAGAUCCAGCGUGAGAUCGGCAUCAGCAACCCGCUGCACCGCCUCAAACUACGCCUGGCCAUCCAGGAGAUGGUGUCCCUCACCAGCCCGUCAGCCCCCGCCAGCACUCGCUCCUCGACCAGUAACGUUUGGAUGACCCACGCCGAGAUGGAGUCCCUGAAUGCAGCAACCAAGCCGCCGGAGCUGAAGGAGUUCAGCUGGGAUCAGAUUCUGGCGUACGGCGACAUGAAUCACGAGUGGGUGGGCAACGACUGGCUGCCCAGCCUGGGCCUGCCGCAGUACCGGAGCUACUUCAUGGAGUCGCUGGUUGACGCCCGCAUGUUGGACCAUCUGACCAAGAAGGAGCUGAGAGGACAGCUCAAGAUGGUGGACAGUUUCCACAGGGUCAGCUUGCAUUACGGCAUCAUGUGCCUCAAGCGCCUCAACUACGAUCGCAAGGAGCUGGAGCGCAGGAGGGAGGAGAGCGUCCACCAGAACAAAGAUGUGAUGGUGUGGUCCAACGAGCGGGUCAUGUGCUGGGUGCAGAAUGUGGGCCUGAAGGAGUACGCUGACAACCUCCGUGAGAGCGGCGUCCACGGCGCCUUGCUGGCCCUCGACGACACCUUUGACUACACGGACCUCGCCCUGCUGCUGCAGAUCCCCAAUCAGAACACGCAGGCCCGACAGCUCCUGGAUCAGGAGUACAACUCACUCAUCACCAUGGGAACGGAGAGACGUCCUGAUGAGGAUGGAACCAAGACGUUCACACGCUCGCCUUCAUGGAGGAAGAUGUUCCGAGAGAAGGACCUGCGGGGCGUGACCUCCGACUCCGCCGAGACCCUGCCUGCAAACUUCCGUGCCUCCGCCAUCGCCACGCCCUCCGUCACCCUCAGGAAGGUUCAGAGUGACGCCAGCUCCGGUGCCCGGGGUGAGUCUGCCUCCGUGAGGACGUACUCCUGCUGAGGGCGCCACCGACCAUGCCGACACCCUCGGAGGGAGCAUCCCAACACUUCAAGUCUGCAAUAACACGCAUGGACGGGAACGGGAUGAAGCCAUGAAUGUGUCCUCCCAGCUGGAAGGUACAUCAGAUGUUCUUUGUGGACCAGCUAACGUGUCUUCAUUUCUUCUCUUCAACUAGUCUUUGUUGGCCAACAAGAAGAGGACGUAAACCAGUCAGAGUGACAAAGCGAGGCUCCAUUGUGACGCGAGCAGUAAAACAUGGCCGACACCGAGCCUCAAACCACAUCACAGGGACACUCGUCGUCCUUUUGUCUUGAAAGCCGAUACGCCCAGGAAGCCCUUUUUCGAGGCAGACCAUAAUAAUAGGCAUCAAAUGCUCCGUGGGGGCAGGGGCAGGGGGGUUCAACCUUCUUGUGGCAAAACGUAUCUACAAAUUGGAGGUAACUCUGCAAACUGUAAAGCCUAAAGUAUCGGGACACAAAUUGGCCGACAAACUCGCAGCAGCGUCCAAAAAACAAAAAACACAUGCAAAUGAUAAUUACUGCAACUUCAAAAAUCCUGCAUGAUCAAAAACACAAAUGCCAAAAACAACCAAACUGUCGUUUUUUUUUUACAGAAUAUUCUACACAUUUUUUACCUAAAUUAGGCAUAAAAAAUGUUGAAAUGCUAUAGCAGUAUGGCCCACUAGAUAAGACCGAACCAAUCAGAACGUGCUGUUCAGUAUCAUUGUGAAACUGACUAAAGGGCGUUCAAAAAAUUUAGAAGGUCUUAAAAACAUGCUUUUAUGCUAUAAAAAUGUUCCAUUUAUAGUUAAUGAUUCAUACUUUGCAUGAAUUAAUACUCCACAGUCUGGCCUGAAACCAAUUAACAUCAAUAAACAAAGAGCGACUACUAUAAGAGGAAUGCUGCAAGUUACCAAGAAUACCGGGAAGUUAGAAAUGCUACCAGGAAGUUAGCAACCUUACCAGGAAGUUAGCAAUGCUAUCAGGAAGUUAGCAAUGUUGCUGUCACGCCAAAUUUCUUCCCCCCUACAAAAACCUUCCCCCCCACCCCAUUUACUUCCGGGGUCACGUUUCCUCUUACAUCAGGAAUAUCCUCAAGUUAAUUUGUCCGAUUAAUACGCUAUAUUAUAAAAAUAUAACGCUAUAUUCUGAAAAUACAGACAUUUUGUUAAAGCUAUAUUAUAAAAAUAUAACGCUAUAUUAUAAAAAUAUAACGCUAUAUUAUGAAAAUACAGACGUUUUGUUAACGCUAUAUUAUAAAAAAUAAAAAAAUAUUUAAAAAACAAGUUACAAACACAAGCUAUGGGAUGACGUUAGAGGAAACGUGACCCCGGAAGUAAAUGAGGGGGAAGGCUUUUUUAAAUUUUUUUGUAAUAUAUCGUUAACAAAACGUCUGUAUUUCUAUAAUAUAGCGUUAUAUUUUUAUAACAUAGCGUUAACAAAACGUCUGUAUUAAUCGGACAAAUUAACUUGAGGAUAUUCCUGACGUAAGAGGAAACAUGACCCCGGAAGUAAAUGGGGGGUUAGGUUUUUGUAGAGGGGAAGAAAUUUGGCGUGAUACUACCAAGAAGUUAUCAAUGCUACCAGGAAGUUAGUACCGUUACCAGGAAGUUUGCAAAACUAUCAGGAAGUUAGCUAGGCUACCAGAAAGUUAGGUAGCCGGAAUAAUGAAUUGUGAUUGUUUUUAUGAUAAUUUAUUUUUGUAUUUUACGAGUUUUUUAUUCGAAUUAUGGUUACUUUCAUUGUUAUUUAUUUUUUUAUUUGUGCCGUCUUGUACUGUAAUUUGCUGUAAAAUACUCUGAAUUGCCUUGUGUACGUAGUGUGCUCUAUAAAUAAACUUGCCUUGCCUUGCUUAGGCUACCAGGAAGUUAGCCAAGCUACCAGGAAGUUAGCCAGGCUACCAGGAAGAUAGCUAGGCUACCUGGGAAACCAGACCUUGAAAGACAUGAGAUGAAUGACCAUAAAAAAGUUGGCAGAAUGAAAAGGUACAAUUUUGAUUAUGUUGGUUGGGAUAUAUAUGUCUGCUGAUCCAUAGUAGCCUAGCUCACUUUGGUUUUUGUUCUGGGAACUCGCAGUAUCUCUUUCAAAUGUGUCACAUGUGUUUGAUCUGUUUUUGGCAUUUGUAGCAUUUUUUUCCGCACGUUUUUCAUCAUGUAGCGUUUUUGUGUUUCCAGCCUUUUUAUAGUGUUUGGGUUUAUAUGAUUUCUGUAUUUGGAGUGUUUGCUUCUUAGGGCCACUGUUAAUAAUAAAUCAAUCAGUAGGAGGACUUUGGUUAUGUUCACACUGCAGGUCAAUACAGGUCAUCUUUGUUGCCCACUUUUUUUCCAAAUCCAACUCAGGCUUCUUUUGUAUGUGGAAAUAAAUUAGAUUUUAUAUCCAGCCUAUACGUACAGGGUGCGUUCAUCUGACGCGUGCCAUCAAAAAGCAACAAAUGUCAUAAUUCUGGUGGGAAGGGCUAAUUUUUUACAAAUUUGAAAGGGGGAGCUGGAGAGCCAAUGUAAAAGGCCUACUGAAACCCACUACUACCGACCACGCAGUCUGAUAGUUUAUAUAUCAUUGAUGAAAUAUUAACAUUGCAACACAUGCCAAUACGGCCUUUUUAGUUGACUAAAUUACAAUUUUAAAUUUCCCGUGGAGUUUCUUGUUGAAAACGUUGCGGAAUGAUGAUGCGUAUGUUGACGCGUGCGUUGGAGGGGACUCCUUCACUAUCAAUAUCCUCAGCCACGAAUCUUUCAUCCUCGCUCAAAUCAAUAGGGAAAUUGUUGUUUUCUCAGUCCGAAUAGCUCUUGCUGCUGCAGGCUCCCAUUAGAAACAAUGUGAGAAUGUGAGGAGCCCUCACACCGGUGACGUCAUCGUCUGCUACUUCCGGUAAAGGCAAGGCUUUUUUAAUAGCGACCAAAAGUUGCAAACUUUAUCGUCCAUGUUCUCUACUAAAUCCUUUCAGCAAAAAUAUGGCUAUAUCGCGAAAUGAUCAAGUAUGACACAUAGAAUGUACGUGCUAUCCCCGUUUAGAUAAAAAAAAACCUCAUUUCAGUAGGCCUUUGAAAUGUCACCAUACCUGACAUUCCUGCACUUUGAUGAGUUAUUGUGCAUGUUAAUGGCCUCAAAAAGGUGUCAAAAUGGAUAGAAAAAUAAUAAUUGAAGCUGAACAGCGUUGAUAGAGCCCUUGCACUCUCGUGCCAGUUGGGGUUCACGUGAGUCAGCGGGUACGCAUGACGCACAUACUUGCCAACCCUCCCGAAUUUUCCGGAAGACUCACGAAUUUCAGUGCCUCUCCCGAAAAUCCCCCGGGACAACCAUUCGCCCGAAUUUCUCCGAUUUCUCUUCCAGGUUCAUGCGGAAUUGAGUGAGGACAGCCUGAAUUGAGUGAGGACAGCCUGUAGUCACGUCCGCCUUUCCUCCAUUUAGCAGCGUGCCGGCCCAGUCACGUUAUAACAUCUACGGAUUUUGGAGAGCACAUAACUGUACACACAACAAGAAGUAGACGAAGCAGAAGAACGAAGAAGAAACAGUCAUGGCGAUGACGAGUAAGAAGAAGUACACUUGCAAGUUCCAAAAUGAUUGGAAACAAGAAUUUCAGUUCAUCCAGGACAGCUCAAAGGGGAAGGAGUAUGCUGCCUGCAAAUUUUGUAUGUCAGACUUCUCCAUUGAUCAUGGUGGCCAAAUGCAUAUAGUCACUCAUGAACGGUACAUAAAUAUAUAAGAAAUACUUGAAUUUCAGUGAAUUCUAGCUAUAAAUAUACUCCUCCCCCUUUUACCCCGGAUCCGCCCACCCUGACCCCGCCCACCUAAACACCCCCCACCCCCCCUCAUCUCCUGAAUUCGGAGGUCUCAAGGUUGGCAAGUAUGAUGACGCAUACGGCCUAAUGUUAACAUGCUAACCAAUACCAUGUUUCAAGUACCAGGUUAUACUGUAUGACUUUGAGGUGUAUGGCUACAAAAUUGGCUAAAAAAGUAAGCAAUAUCAUGUUAGCAUGCUACUGUUAACAUCUUAACAGUAGCAUGCUAACAGUUAGCAUGUGUCAAGUACCAAGUUAUACGACUCUGAUGUGUACGGGUUUAAAAUUGGCAAAAAACAAGUUAGCAUGAGAAUGUGUGAAUGUUGUCUGUCUAUCUGUGUUGGCCCUGCGAUGAGGUGGCGACUUGUCCAGGGUGUACCCCGCCUACCACCCGAAUGCAGCUGAGAUAGGCUCCAGCACCCCUCGCGACUCCGAAAGGGACAAGCGGUAGAAGAUGGAUGGAUGCUAGUGUCAGCAUUUUAACAGCAACUGUCAAUUCCCAGAUUGUAUGACUGUGGGGUAUUUUGCUAAAAAAAAUGGUUAGGAUGCUAUUGUUAGCAUGCAUGCUAUUGUUAGCGUGCUAACAGUUAGCAUGUGUCAGGUACAAAUUUAUAUGAUUCUGAGGUGUACGGUUUUAAAAUUGGCUUACAGUUAGCACAUGCCAAUGCUCCCAAUGCCCAGACCCACCAUCAAACAUUCCGGAAAGAUCGCGUAAGGGGGGCGAUAUUGGUGUUGAUAUCAAGGCUUAGGUGUGGCUGAUUACAAAAAAUAACUACUAUGUACUGCAAAAGAAGGCACUCAAAAACUGAUGACUUUUUUUUUUUUUUUUUACAGUACAUACAAUUACACAAUGCUCAAAUAAAUAAAUAUGAAGUAAAUUAUUAAUAAAUAUGUUUAACUAAACUGUCGAUAACAUUUAAGUAAAAAGGAAAGUACAGCUACACACUUUAAGUCAUAAUUUUUGCACUUAAGAAACAUAUCCAUUACUUUAGCGCCAGACUUACUCUAUUUGUUCAGGAUUGUCAUUACUGCCACAAGUGGUGGCAAAGUGUAUUACAACUGAGUACUGCCGGGCCCAUACGAACCACAAGAGAAACGCACAUAUUUUGGCGGCCCUCUAGGGGGCACUUGCAGCCCAACAAAGGUUCAGAAACAGUUUCCUGUGCUAAAUAAUUCGGUAAAGAAGAUGUUGACUCUGUUUGCACAAAAUUCUGUCUACUUCCACAGAUUCAGGGAGUUUUAUUUAAUAAUUUUUAUAUUGUGAAUGACGACAUAAAAACAUUGGAUGUAACAAAAAGUGUGUUUAUUUCAUUCAAUUUAGUAUGUUUAUGAAUAAAUAUACAUUUGUAUUUAAAUUUAAUAAUAUUUAUUAAUUAUAUAUAUAUAUAUAUAUAAUAUAUAUAUAUAUAUAUAUAUAUAUACAUACAUAUAAAUAUUUUUUUUAUGAUUAUUAUUAUUAUUAUGUGAAUUAGGCAUAAUAUCCUGCAGUGUGAAUUCAGCCUUACAGUCAGUGGUCCCUCAAAACCUAUUCUUUAUCCUCUAAAAUAUUUUGGACAGUUGUAUGCAGGGCCGCCCUUCUCUACACGCUGUAGGGCCCAGUGAUCUUUUGGGGCCCCUUUUGCGUCAAUAGGCGCAUGUCAAAUGUUAAUUAGUGAAUGACAUAGCACUUCAUAUGACAUUUUACCACAAACCUAUUCCUAGCCCCUUCCUGUUCCGUCACUGAUGAGGGGGAGGAGUUUGGUGAAAGGUAGCAGCAGGUGUUUUUGCUGAAAGCAAACACUUCUUAAAGGAACAUGAGGCUGCAUGAGGACUGAGGAAUGAUGAGAGGACACAUACACAUACACCACACCACACACACAGACACACACCCACAAGCCAUAAGAGCUUUCUCAGUGGCGAUGAUGAUGAGGCCGAGGACAAAACAGAACUUUGAGCCUCCAUGUUUACGAUGCAUGUCUUAAAAGAAAAACCACAAUGAACUUUUUCUUUGUCGUGGUAAAGAUAAUGAUUAAAGAAAAAAAUAUUUAUCUGUAUGAUACUGAUCUGUGAUCUACAAGGGGGGGAGAGGGUGUUCAAUUUGUAAAAUGUGUGGAUUUUUUUCAGUUGUAAUUUUUAUUUUUUACGAUGAUACAUUUAUUUUCCUGAGGUAUGUGUCGGAUAAAUGUACACGCCCCUUGCCCCUCUUCGACGCCCGCUUUAUCCUGAGCUUGUUGUAAAAACAAAAAACGUGUCCAUACGGAGAAACAUUCUUUCCAGUUGCGCGGUUGUACGUGUGUGUGUGUGUGUGUGUGUGAAUAUGUGUGUGUGUACAUUUUGACAACACGUUGUGUAAAAAUGAUCGUUAUGGCUCUCUUGGUCGUUAUACAAAAUGAAGAUAUCCUAUGGAAAAGUAACAAAUUCAUUAAAAAGAUGAUGUAAAAAAAAAAAAAGAAGAAAAUAAAUAAAAUAAGCAAUCCAUGUGGAUCUGCUCAUCAUCUCAAA